UCAGGGGUCUCCGCUGUCUUAGGGCGCUCUCCCGCCCGGGGACCUACCCGGGUCUCCCCACGUCCUGGAUCCCGUUAGAGGUGGAUACGGAGCGCCGGUAGGAGAAGACGCCUGCCACCGCCCUGCGCGGUCCCCGGUGGCCCGCGCCGCGCUGCCGCCUCGCGCGUCCCCCCCCGGCCCCGGGCGGUGGUAGGGCCCGCGGCGACGUCACCCAUUGUUUACAAAUCAACCCGAGCCGGUAGGACUCCUGCUGCCGCGGCUGCUGCGCGCGGCUCCGGUGCCCGCCGCCUCCCGCUUUCGCGUCCGCCCCGGCCUCAGCCUCGGCCCCGGCUUCAGCCUCGGCCCCGGCUUCGGCCUCAGCACCGCCCCCGGCUCUGCCGCCGCGGCCCCCGGAGCCGCCAGCGACGCCCGCAGAGUCCCCGGCGCCGGGGCGGGGGGCCAUGCCGUGCCGGCGGGAGGAGGGAGAGGAAGCCGGCGAGGAAGCGGAGGCGGAGGAGGAGGAGGAGGAGGAGGAGCGGGGCGGCUUCCUCCUGCUGGAGCGGCCGGUGACGCGGGGCGGCUCGGGCGAGGUGGACCGCCUGGUGGCCCAGAUCGGCGAGACGCUGCAGCUGGACGCGGGGCCGGACCGCCCGGCUUCCCCGUGCGCGCCCCCGGCGCCGCCGCCGCCCCCGCGGCCCCCGGCGGACAAGGCCCGGCCCCCGGACCGGCCGCUGCCGCUGCUGCCGCCGCCCGCGCCCGCCGGGGCGCUGAGCCCGGCGCCGCCCGGGGCCCUGCGCUGCGCCCUCGGGGAGCGCGGCCGCGUGCGGGGCCGGGCUGCGCCCUACUUCGUGGCCGAGCUCGCCGCCGGCCCCAGCGCCCUGCCCGGACCGUGCCGGCGGGGGUGGCUGCGGGGCGCUGUCGCCUCCCGCCGCCUGCAGCAGCAGCGCCGGUGGCCCCCGCCCGGGGCGCGCGCCCGCGACGACGACCCGCACCGGCUCCUGCAGCAGCUGGUGCUCUCCGGGAACCUCAUCAAGGAGGCCGUGCGGAGGCUGCAGCGGGCUGUCGCCGCGGUGGCAGCCGCGGGCCCGGUGGGGCCGGACCACGUCGCCCGGCAGCCCUCGGGCGCCUGGCACUGACGCGGGGCCCCGGGAGGAGGA
Messenger RNA from Pipistrellus kuhlii (Kuhl's pipistrelle), 1136 nucleotides. RefSeq names its product FRAT regulator of WNT signaling pathway 2 (gene FRAT2). The coding region runs from base 441 to 1115 and encodes 224 amino acids. Lineage: Eukaryota; Metazoa; Chordata; Mammalia; Chiroptera; Vespertilionidae. Gene Ontology annotation, cellular component: cytoplasm. The record is from RefSeq and is a predicted model, not a curated record. The transcript has a single exon.